GCUCCCGGCGCUGGGCGGUCAUUGGGCGGCGUGAUCUUGCCGCGGUUCCGCGGCCGUGCAGCCGCCAGCAGAUCGCAUCGAGAGGGCUGGGAGAGUGGCCAUGGCGGGCGCCGAGGACGGCCCGGGCCCGCAGCCGGAGCUCGAUGAGGACGAGGCGGCGUAUUGCCGGCGCUGGGGCGCGCAGCACGCCGGGGCUCGCGAGCUGGCCGCGCUCUACUCGCCAGGCAAGCGCCUCCAGGAGUGGUGUUCCGUGGUGCUGUGCUUCAGCCUCAUCGCCCACAACCUGGUCCACCUCCUGCUGCUGGCCCGCUGGGAGCACACGCCGCUCGUGGUCCUGGGCGUAGUCGCAGGGGCGCUCAUCGCUGACUUCUUGUCCGGCCUGGUGCACUGGGGGGCCGACACGUGGGGCUCCGUGGAGCUGCCCAUCGUGGGGAAGGCAUUCAUCCGCCCGUUCCGGGAGCACCACAUUGACCCCACGGCCAUCACAAGGCACGACUUCAUCGAGACCAAUGGCGACAACUGCCUGGUGACACUGCUGCCACUGCUAAACAUGGCCUACAAGUUCUGCACCCAGAGGACAGAAGCCCUGGAGCAGCUGUACCCCUGGGAGUGCUUUGUCUUCUGCCUGACCAUCUUCGGCACCUUCACCAACCAGAUCCACAAGUGGUCACACACAUACUUUGGGCUGCCACGCUGGGUCACCCUCCUGCAGGACUGGCACAUCAUCCUGCCGCGAAAACACCACCGCAUCCACCACGUCUCACCCCACGAGACCUACUUCUGCAUCACCACAGGCUGGCUCAACUGGCCCCUGGAGAAGAUGGGCUUUUGGCGGCGUCUGGAGGACCUCAUCCAGGGCCUGACGGGCGAGAAGCCUCGGGCAGAUGACAUGAAAUGGGCCCAGAAGAUCAAGUAGCUUCUCCAGCCUGCCACUUGGUUGCCAACCUUCCCUUAGCCCCAGUACAAAGCCAUCUGCCAAACCCCAGCCUGCUCGAGCUGGCCUCUCUGAGUGGAGGGGACACCUCCUGGGCUGGGCCUGGGCACCCCAGCCCACCCCCUGGGACACAGAAUACUUGAGCCACUGGUUUUUCAUUUCCUCUUCUCAUUUUCUUUCCUUGGCCUCCUGAGCUGCUCUGCCUGCCAAGCCUGACUGCACAAGAGGGAGCCUGCCCUGCCGGCCAUCCCUCGGGCAGAGGCAGCCACCCACCUCUGUACACCCUGCCCUGCCCUGCCUUGCCCUGCCCCAGGUAGCCCUUCAGCGUGGCUGGCUUUGAGACCACCACGUCACCUCUAUCUGCCCUUCCUUCUCCCGCCCCAGAGGUCUGGGGAGUCCCUGGGACACACAAGUAUCCCCAGAUCAUUGUCCCACCACAGCCCUGCAAACUGAUCACAGGGGCAGGGGUCUGAGGGCAGCCAGCCAGAAGCAGCUGGAGUCCCGACCCAAGUUCCGACACCCCCUUCUCGCCCGCCUCCAUCUGCCCCCCUAUUCCAGCAGAUCUGACAUUUCCAACAGGGGACCUCUUCACCAGGCAUGGCAUUUGCAAGAGGUCUUGGUCAUUUGGGAAGAGGAAGGACACUGUCCCUUCUGGCCCAGGUGUGUCAGAGGAGGAAGAGCGGGGCUUUUUUAUUUUUUUGUUUUUUUUUUAAAGGUGCUUGCUUGUUUAAUGUAAAUAAUAGAAAGCCUUAAUAUCUUUUCUGUAACAUGGAGUAAUAUUUUAAUGUCAUGUUUUGGAUGUACGUAAUAUAUUUAUAACAAAGCACCAAGAGUCUCCUUAACCUUGGCUGCCUGGUGUUUCCUGCCAGAGGGGAGGUGUGAGGAGCCGGGGUGAGGCCCCCAACCCCAUUCCCAGGUCCUCCAACUGCAGCCUCGGGAUGGUCGCCUUGUCACCUGAGACUGAAUCAGUAGUGAUAUGUGCUUCCGGCACUUUGGGAGAAGACCCCAAUUUUGUGGGACUGGGUCCUCAAGUACAUCGGGACAGAGUAACGAAGGCUGACUCAGGUUGGAGAAUCCCUUGCACAUGGGUUUAUUAGCACCUAAGAUGUGCCAGGCUCUGGCCUGGAUACUGGGGUACCAGGAAGUGCCCGGGUGGAAAUGGCCAACGGGGGAAAGAGACAAUAAAUAUAAUAAAUGCACAUGGAGA
Molecule: messenger RNA, 2141 nt
Organism: Heterocephalus glaber (naked mole-rat)
Lineage: Eukaryota; Metazoa; Chordata; Mammalia; Rodentia; Bathyergidae
Gene: Peds1
Product: plasmanylethanolamine desaturase 1
Biological process (GO): ether lipid biosynthetic process
Cellular component (GO): endoplasmic reticulum membrane
Molecular function (GO): plasmanylethanolamine desaturase activity
Source: RefSeq, a predicted model, not a curated record